Messenger RNA from Dicrocoelium dendriticum, 712 nucleotides. The record is from the annotation of a GenBank genome assembly. Lineage: Eukaryota; Metazoa; Platyhelminthes; Trematoda; Plagiorchiida; Dicrocoeliidae.
GGUGGCGGAUGCGACUCGCCAUUAAAUAAAAUCACUGCUAUUGGCCUUUGCUGAGGCAGGUACUUCAAGGGUGCGUUGGACCCCUGGUACUUCACGGACCGAAAGGCGCAUGAACCGUCUAUUUGGUCACCAGGUCCCAACGGAUUGCGACGCCCUCACAUCACCCUGCUGCUUUGUAAGUUAGAUCUUUGAUCAUAGGCUCGGGGUAGGGCCCCCUAAGACAACCCUCUACUUCGGCCUGGGCAACCGGGUAGUAUCACGCCCACUGACGAAUCAUGGACCACACUGCUUUCUACUGCCCCUGCUAUGUUUAUCUUCUAUGCCAACGCAACUGCUCAACCUCCACUCACAGAUCACCCCACCUCCUUUCCUUCACCUAUAUGUACUUUUAUGUCUUCUUCAGUCACUGUCACAAACAACCAACGUCUCGCAAAUGAUGGAAGUAACAGCCAAACUCCUGGUUUUCAAUGUCCUGCGAUUGCAACCACCUCUCACUCCACCGAAGCUCCAGCUCUUCUUCGACCUGGUUCUCCAUUCAUCCUUGCAGCGUUUGCUGUUCGAACUUUGAUGCAGAUAGGAAGAAAAAGCAUGUCCGCGCCGUACUCUUGAAACGCUCUCGGUAGACAUCUGUUGCCUUUCAGAGACCAGAUUACAAGACUCCAGUGCUGUCAUCAGAAUGAUCUCUCCGGUAAAGCCUGACGCCAAAUAUCAC